Molecule: messenger RNA, 3294 nt
Organism: Condylura cristata (star-nosed mole)
Lineage: Eukaryota; Metazoa; Chordata; Mammalia; Eulipotyphla; Talpidae
Gene: EFNB1
Product: ephrin-B1
Exons: 5
Coding region: 791-1816 (341 amino acids)
Biological process (GO): axon guidance; ephrin receptor signaling pathway
Cellular component (GO): plasma membrane
Molecular function (GO): ephrin receptor binding
Source: RefSeq, a predicted model, not a curated record
GCUCGGCGGCAGCGGAGGGAGUCUAUGCGCGCUGGCUGGCGGCGGGAGGUGUGUGAGACUUGCACUGGCUAUAGACCCUCGGGCGCAAUCGCGGGGGAGCGAGGACUCAGCGACCCGGCUGCAGGGCUACCGGGCCGAGGCUUCAGCGGCGCAAACCGAUGGGACUGGCUUGUUCAGCAGCGUCGCCCCUCUCUUCUAAGUACACUGAGUGGGGCCCGUGCUGAAGUAGAAGCUGUCGAAGGGGUUGGGGGGGGGCGGUGGGCGCAGCCCGGAGUCCCAGUGUGGCCUGGAGGAACGGAACCCGCGCCUGGGCGACCAAGAGGGGAGCCCCCGGAGCGAGUACGAGUUGUGGGGAGACUCCCACUUCUUUCCAGGGGUGCCGAUCACGGGACGGUCGAGGCGUCGGGGCAGCCACCGAGUCCUCAGUGGGGAGCCCCCGACGAGGAGAGGGCGUGCAGUCCCGAACGAUCUCGGGGAGCCGAUUGGAAUCGGGCGGGAUUCCCUGGGGGCGCAGAGCCCCCGUCGCGCCCUGUGCCGCGGAGAGGCCAGACGAGCGAGCCCCCGGAGGCCGCAGCCCAUGCUCGGGUUGGGGACGGCUGCCCAGUGAGUCCGCCUGGCCGGCCGGGCGGAGAAGAGCGACGCCGAAGCCUGCGGGAGGGGAGUACUUCAAGGCCAGUGGCGGAAGAUGGGCGCCUGAGUGGCUCGGAGCGCAGCGCGGGACGGGGAGGCGAGGAGAGCUUUGCUGAGGAGGCGCCAGGGGAUCCCGAAGUGCAGCCUGCCCCCCGGGAAGAUGGCCCGGCCUGGGCAACGUUGGCUCAGCAAGUGGCUUGUGGCGAUGGUCGUGUUGGCGCUGUGCCGGCUCGCCACGCCGCUGGCCAAGAACCUGGAGCCUGUGUCCUGGAGCUCCCUCAACCCCAAAUUCCUGAGUGGGAAGGGACUGGUUAUCUACCCAAAGAUCGGAGACAAGCUGGACAUCAUCUGUCCCCGAGCGGAAGCAGGGCGGCCCUAUGAGUACUACAAGCUAUACCUAGUCCGGCCUGAGCAGGCAGCUGCCUGCAGCACUGUGCUCGACCCCUAUGUGCUGGUCACUUGCAACCGGCCAGAGCAGGAAAUCCGCUUUACCAUCAAGUUCCAGGAGUUCAGCCCCAACUACAUGGGCCUGGAGUUCAAGAAGCACCACGAUUACUACAUUACCUCUACAUCCAACGGGAGCCUGGAGGGCCUUGAGAACCGGGAGGGAGGCGUAUGCCGCACGCGCACCAUGAAGAUUGUCAUGAAGGUUGGGCAAGACCCCAAUGCUGUGACACCCGAGCAGCUGACCACCAGCCGGCCCAGCAAGGAGACAGACAACACUAUCAAGAUGGCCACGCAGAACCCUGGCAACCCUGUCUCUGACGGCAAACAUGAGACUGUGAACCAGGACGAGAAGAGUAACCCAGGUGGAAGCGGCAGCAGUGGAGACUCGGACAGCUUCUUUAACUCCAAGGUGGCACUGUUUGCAGCUGUGGGUGCAGGCUGCGUCAUCUUCCUGCUCAUCAUCAUCUUCUUGACGAUUUUGCUGCUAAAGCUACGCAAGCGGCACCGCAAACACACGCAGCAGCGGGCUCCUGCCCUCUCGCUCAGCACCCUGGCCACUCCCAAGGGGGGCAGUGGCACUGCAGGCACUGAGCCCAGCGACAUCAUCAUCCCCUUACGGACUACAGAAAACAACUACUGCCCCCACUAUGAGAAGGUGAGUGGGGACUACGGGCACCCCGUCUACAUCGUCCAGGAGAUGCCACCCCAGAGCCCAGCGAACAUCUACUACAAGGUCUGAGCGCCCGGCAGCCUCGGGCCUAAGGGACAGUCAGUCUGGACUGCACUUCUCUCUUCCCCACGCCUCUCCCUCGCCAGCUGUGCCCACCUUUGUAUUUAGUUUUGUAGUUUCUUGGCUUUUAUAAUUCCCUUUACCCUGCCCUCUGGGCUUCAGAUGGGGUGCGUGUGCCCCCACCCCCAUGCUCUUGUGCCUUCCCCCUCUGGCCAGGCUUCUGGGCUCUGUGGGGGCGCCCCUUCUUCGAGGGCAGGGUUGGAUGCUAAUGGACAGCAGGUGGGGAGAUAAACCUCCACCCCGGCCCUGUCUGUUCUCACCUCCUUUCCCCCUCCCCAGGACUACUUGUCCACUAUCAUCACUGUUUUUAAUGUUUUUGUGUUCAUUUUUUAGCUGUCAACUCAUUUUCAUCUAUUUUUUGAAGAAAAUUGGAAAAAAUGCAAAAGGCAGUCCCUCCCCAGGCCUUUGAGCCAGGCACAGUCCACUGCAAGGGGCCUGGGGCAGGAUGUGGCCGGCCAGGAAGCUUAGGAUGGCAUUUCUUUGAAAAAUUCCUCCAUGUCUGAGGGUAGGGAGGGGACAGGCUAGGCUGUUUUGGCCCAUGAGGGAAGAUGUGAGUGCCACCCUCCCGUCCUGACCCUCGUUCUGCAGAGCUGAUCUUGGCAAUGGGGUAGUGGCUGCCACCCUUCCACCAAAAAAAAAAAAAAAUCCCUUCCUUGUGGGAUUCUUGGGCAUCUCCUGCCUCCCUCACUCUCACGGUAAUUAACGUCUUAAUUGGCUGUUGCCUGGGGAACAGGAGAGCUGCUGCAGGCAGAUGACCUCAUGGGGGGUGGAGCGAGGUGAGGUGCCCAGGUGGCGAUUUGCCCUGCAGAGCUGGGAGUUCCCCUUUCCACCCCCCUGCCCCCCCAUCGCCCUGUUCUCUUCUCACCUUAGGCAUCUUUCAGCCUGGUGGGGAAAUGGAGGCCCAGGGCAGAGACCUAAGCGGGUAUAAGGCCUAGCGGCCUACUCCUUUUCUAGGCUCUAGCUCAGGUGGGUGCUUCCCCAACCCUGCUCCUGCUCACCCCCAAUUUUGGACUGGGGCCUGGAAAUAGGAAGAAUCUAUCCCCGGCUGGGCCAGCACGCCGUGCACUUUGACCCCGGCUCCUUGCCAGCGCGGCUGCUAACUGACUGGCACAUGAGUGCGCCUUGCAGGCGCUCCCACCAUGGCCAAGAAAGGAGCUGGGCCUUCCACCAUCCACCUCCACACUGCCUCCUGGCCAGCCGCCCACCCCAGUGCCAGGUGGGAGAGGGAGCCAAACAGCCAGCCCCUUCCAGGUGGCAGUCGGAAAGGUUUUUGUUUUUGUUUCUGUUGCCAUUUGUGUAAAUACUAGUCUUUUUGGAAAAAAUAAUGUAAAGAUGUUUUGUAUAAACUCUGAAUUAUUUUCUUGUUGCUUUUUUCUUAGAAAAAAAAAUGAGAACUAAAAAAAAAAAAAAUUAACCACAUGGAGAAA